Molecule: messenger RNA, 2447 nt
Organism: Momordica charantia (bitter melon)
Lineage: Eukaryota; Viridiplantae; Streptophyta; Magnoliopsida; Cucurbitales; Cucurbitaceae
Product: F-box family protein
Biological process (GO): SCF-dependent proteasomal ubiquitin-dependent protein catabolic process
Cellular component (GO): SCF ubiquitin ligase complex
Molecular function (GO): protein binding
Source: RefSeq, a predicted model, not a curated record
ACGUAACGAAACCAGAGAAAGAGAAAGAACGGAGGCUCUGAGACAAUGAUGGAUCGGGUCCGGAAAUCCGGUUCGCGUCAGAUUCGGAUCCUCUCGAAAUCCGCCCACCACCCCCUCCUCCGGCUCCGGCUCCUCUUCCUCUUCGUCCCCACUUAGAACAGACGAAGAUCCGUUACCCAUUUCUUCAGAAUUUUUUUCGUUUUCCCAAUCUUCAAUUUCUGAGUCAAUUCUCAAUUCAAUUUGUUUUGCGAAUCCGCCAUGCCUUCACCUCCUCCUUCAUUAGUCCUUCACUUAUCUGAAGACGUCCUCCUCCGGGUUCGCAGCAGCCUCACCGACGAUUCCGAUGCCAAAUCGUGGCGGCGGGUUUGCAAGGACUUUCACCGAGUCGAUUUAGUUUCUCGUAGAACUCUGAGAGUCCUCCGAAUCGAGUUUCUGACGAGUUUACUUGCUAAGUUUGGCAAUAUCGACUCGUUGGACCUCUCGGUCUGCCCGCGGAUUAACGAUGGAACAGUGCCCAUUCUUCUGUGGCCUGAUUCGUCGAGGUGGAGUCGGCGGCUGAGAUGUUUGAUUCUGAGCCGAUCGUCGGGAUUGAGCUACUCCGGGUUGGAGCAGCUGGUACGGGCUUGCCCUGAGCUGGAGGUGAUCGACAUGUCGUACACUUGGGCGUUUGGGGAUAGAGAAGCGUCGGCGAUAUCGAAUGCUAAGAGGUUGAAGGAGCUGAGGUUGGAUAAGUGUUUGGGGAUUACGGAUGUGGGUUUGGCGAAAAUUGUGGUUGGGUGUGGGAGAUUGGAGAGGUUGAGCUUUAAGUGGUGCUUGCAGAUUUCUGAUCUUGGAGUUGAUCUUCUGUGUAAGAAGUGUUUGGAUUUGAAGGUUCUUGAUUUGUCAUAUCUCAAGGUGACAAAUGAAUCAAUGUGCUCGGUAGCUUCUUUACCAAAGCUUGAGGUUUUGGUUAUGGCAGGCUGUCUUUCAAUUGACGAUACUGGUUUGCAUUAUCUUGAACAUGGGUGCCCUAUUCUAAAGGAACUUGAUAUUUCAAGAUGUGAUGGCAUUAGUGCAUAUGGCUUAACAUCUAUAAUUAGAGGUCAUGAUGGUCUUGAGAAGCUUGAUGCAGGCUACUGCUUCUCCGAGCUUCCCAUUGACUCUCUUCACUGGCUGAAGAACCUUAAGUGUCUAAAAGCAAUUAGGCUUGAUGGUACUCGACUGUCUAGCUCGUUUUUUGAUGCAAUCAGUGUCCAUGUGGAAAUUGGGUUGAGCAAAUGCAAUGGGGUGACUGAUGCUAACAUCAUUCAGCUGAUUUCUCGCUGUAAUAGCUUGAAAGUCCUCAAUUUAGCAUGUUGCCCUUCCAUCACUGAUGCAGCAAUUUCUUCAAUGGCCAGCUCUUGCCCGAAAAUUGUGUCGCUGAAGUUAGAAUCGUGCAACAUGAUCACUGAAAGGAGUCUUGACGAGCUUGGAUUGCGUUGCUCCUUACUCGAGGAACUUGAUCUUACUGAUUGUUGUGGUGUAAAUGAUAAGGGACUUGAAUGCUUAUCAAGAUGUUCACAAUUGUUAUGUUUGAAAUUAGGACUAUGCAGUCAUAUAACAGACAAAGGGUUGAUCAAGAUUGCUCUUAACUGCACAAGGAUUUAUGAACUCGAUUUGUACCGUUGUCUGGGUAUCGAGGAUGCCGGUUUAGGAGCUCUAUCAAAUGGUUGCAAGAAAUUGAUGAAACUUAACUUGUCCUAUUGUAAAAAUGUUACAGACCGAGGAAUGGAGUACAUCAGCCACCUUGAAGAACUCUGCAACUUAGAGAUACGUGGGCUUCAGAAUGUCACAAGUGUUGGUUUGACAGCAGUUGCAGCUGGUUGUAAAAGAUUAGUAGACUUGGAUAUGAAACAAUGUGAGAAUGUCGACGAUUCUGGCUUUUGGGCACUUGCCUCGUACGCUCGGAAUUUGCGACAGUUAAAUGUGGGCUCUUGUGCUGUAUCAGAUAUGGGAUUAUGCAUGCUGAUGGGAAACCUUACAUGCCUUCAGGAUGCCAAGCUUGUAAACCUUAAAAAAGUCUCGGUACGAGGUUUAGAGCUUGCACUUAGGGCCUGCUGCCUCCGAAUCAAGAAAGUCAAGUUGGAUGCAUCUCUCAGGUUUUUGCUCUCCUCAGAGAUACUAGGAAUUCUGAAUGCUUGGGGUUGCAAGAUUAGAUGGGAUUAGAUCAAACCCGAGAAGCCAGCUUGGGAUUUCUCGUCAAUAAUGCAUAGCUGUUUCUCAUGUUCUAUUUGUACAGAUCAAAUUCAAUGGAAGAAGUGCCAUAGUUAGAAACUUCUUAAUAAGCAUUGAUCGAUGCAUAUAGAUUGUAAUGUAUUGAACUAUUUUGUUCCCCUCUCAAUGCUGUGAGAUUGGAGGUGAAGAUAGAGUUUGAAAGAGUUGUGUUUUAAAUCUUUAGUUGCAAUAAGACGACACUUGGUAAUCGGUAA